This is a messenger RNA of Thunnus maccoyii (southern bluefin tuna), 6420 nucleotides long. RefSeq names its product proto-oncogene DBL (gene mcf2b). The transcript has 28 exons. Gene Ontology annotation, cellular component: cytoplasm. Gene Ontology annotation, biological process: dendrite development. Gene Ontology annotation, molecular function: guanyl-nucleotide exchange factor activity. Lineage: Eukaryota; Metazoa; Chordata; Actinopteri; Scombriformes; Scombridae. The coding region runs from base 1355 to 4438 and encodes 1027 amino acids. The record is from RefSeq and is a predicted model, not a curated record.
AGGUGAGUAUAACUUUAUAUAAACAAGACAGAGCACUAGAUGAGCUGAGAUGAUACAAUAUAAAAUAACAUCCAGAUUAAAUACAUUCAUGCUUCAUAGAGAAACAACAAAUGUAUUUUCUAUUUUUCCAUUGUGUACUUUUUUUGCAGUAAUUACAAUUGCAGCAAAGUAAUCUGAUGUAAACACUAUCAUGGCUGGAUUACCAAAGUGUAAAAACGACCCUGGGUCCCCAGAUGAUUCAUUAAUUGCAAAUUUGUUAGAAAUGUCACAAAUUUACUCCACUAAAGUACAAUAUCAACUAAAGUGCGUACAGCAUUAACUGGUGUUGUGGCCAAAAUCUAGUUUUAAAAUAAGACUUUAUUGAUCCCUGAGGGGAAAUUCACAAGACCUCACUUAUUUUAGUCUCUGCUCAUAUGAUCCAUAUUCCUAAAGUUAAAUCAAAUUACCGAACCACACAGAAAACCUGAUUCCAAUACAUUUUAAUCCAGCAUCAAGGUCUCUAAGCAAUAAUAAAGCUGUUUUAAUAGUGUUGUCUGUUUGUUGACGUUAACUUGGAGGCACAUGAUAUACUUUAUGCAUAGAGGGUCGGAGGUGGAUGUUGGUUUGUCAAUAAUAAUAACUUAAUUACUUUAUAUGUUAGCACCUUUCAUGCAAAGAUGCAGCCCAAAGUGCUUUACAAAAAAAAUAAAGAAAAUGAAAAAUGAAAAUAACCAACAAGUAAGAAAGCUAUUUGAGGGCCCAACAAUUUUCACCCAAAGGCCCAAGUCAGGUUAAUAUGCUGUUCAUGUCAAAAGAUGAUCCAGAGGUGGCUCACAGUCUCCUGAGUUUCAAGCGCCAUCUAGUGGAUACAGUAGAAAUGAUUUAACUCCCUUUCUUUCUUCCAUCUCCCCUUUUUAUUGCCCAUGUAUCUCACAAUAAAUGCUUCUUUGUCCGUUCAUUAAACAAAAACAGGGAAGGCAUAAGUCAUAUUCAAGUUCAGAAACGUGGAGACAACUUAUUUUUCCAUAUUUUACAGCGGGAUGCGCCAUUAUAUUCUCCAAAAUUCUUGCUUGUAAACAAUAAUUAAAUCAUCUUUUAAACAGGUAAUUUAAUUUAUGAUAAUAUGCGCAUUUUGUGCUGCGCAGCUGUGUAGCGGCCAACUUAUUUUGGCUUUGACGUCAGGUAAGUGAAACACACCCCAUCCUGGUACAGAGCAGAAGUGCGUCUGGUGCGCACUCAGCGAGCUGCUCGGCCCUCCCGGACACUGCAGUGCCGGUUACCGUGCCAUCGCUGCGGCUGCUCGCUCCCGACACCACGUCCCGCUGCAGAGUUCCCGGGUUCGGGAAGAACAGGGGACAAGGAAGCGCUGAAAGCCAUGGCCGAGUCCAACCCGCUGCGGGGGUUCCCCCGUCUGCGCCGGGCCGCGACCUCAUUUCCGGGCAACCUGCAUCUGGUCUUGGUGCUCCGCCCCACCGGCUUGUUAAGCUCCACCCCCAGUCCGUCCUCAAGCACUGACCUGGGCUUUCGCUUCAGUCAGGAUGACUUCCUGUUAAAGAUGCCAGUGGUGAUGCUGCGUUCAGUGGGUGACCUGCUGCGCUACAUCGAUGAAAACCACCUGGCGUCAGAGUUCACUGGAAAAGUGCAAUACUGCCAGAGUGACUGGAUCGUCCUCCGCACGUCCAUUGAGACCUUUGCAGUGACAGUGAAGGAGAUUGCGCAGCUGCUGCAGGGCUUCGGAUCAGAGCUGUCUGAGACUGAACUUCCGGAUGAGCCCAAUGCUAUCGAGUUCCUGCUGCACUCACACACACACCGAUACCGACAGAUGAAGGACGAUAUCCGGAGUGUGCUAAAAGAAGGGCGUCUGCUGCUGUCCAACCUAGAGACUGUCAAGGCCUCUAAGAGAGACACAGAGGAGGAGAGAGACAUACAAGCAGACAUGGACACCGUUCAGAGGCUCCUGGCUCAGCUCCGAGACAUGGAGGAGGCGUUUGAUGGCUUCUUUGAGAAACACCACCUGAAGCUGCAGCAAUAUCUCCAGCUGCUGCACUAUGAAAUGAGUUUCCAGCAGAUGGAGGAGAAGCUGGAGAGGCUCACAGCUCAGGAAAAGGAGAUUGCCUCUGUGGGAACAACAGUGGUUCAAACUGAACAAUUACUGAAAGACCUGGAGAUGCUGGACAAACAUGCUCAGGAGGAGAUGGCUCGUGCCCAGGUGGUGAUUCUGCAUGGUCAUCAGUUGGCUGCCAACCACCACUAUGCCCUGGCACUCAUCGUGCAACGCUGCAACGAGCUGCGACAUCUCUGUGAUGUCAUCACUACUGCCAUACGCACCAAGCGGGCCUCGCUCAUUCGAGCGCGAGACCUGCUGCUCCGCCUUGAAGAGUCUUCCAUGCAAGUUUCAACACAAACCACAAUUACUGCCCUGCGGUGGUGUGACGAAGGCGCCUAUCUGCUGGCAAGUCAGAUGGUGGACAAGUUCCAAACCAGAGAGGGAGCUCAGGACGCAUUGCAGUACCUUAGCAGUCACCAGGAGAGGGCGCCAUCUGCUCUGAAAAGCCACCAGGACAUUCUGAGCCUGGAGUUUGAAGCCAUACUCACCCCACAGCUGCAGUCACAAAUUGGCAUGGUAACGGAGAAGCUCCACUCAGUGCAGUCCAUGAUGAGAAACAGAGAGCAGUGUCUGAGGAAGCUGGCGGAUUUGCAGGUCAGACCCAUCCAGCUGGUGGCCCCCCGACCCGAACCUGACCAGACCUUGCAGCGAUGCAAGUCACCCCUGUUCUCCCCCAAACACGGUGUAGACUUUAAUGUACUAAACUCCAAGUUCUCCUUCGACCUGCUUCCUGGCAAAAGAGCCUCGAGGAGGAACAACAGCCAACGCAAGAUCGAGGUGAUGCACGAUUACCAAGGCAACCGCAGCUGUCUGUACGGUCCCGCCCCCGAAACUGAUUCUGAGGCAGAAGACAAUCCAGAGCAGGUCACACGCCAUAUUAUGAAGGAACUGAUAGCUACAGAGAGGAUCUAUGUGGACGAGCUGCUCUCUGUCCUUCUGGGCUAUAGGGCAGAAAUGGAGGACCCAUCCAUGUCUAAUCUCCUUCCCCCAGCUCUACGCAGCCAGAAGGACAUUCUGUUCGGCAACAUGCCCGAGAUUUACCAGUUCCACAGCAGGAUCUUCCUCCAAGAUCUGCAGAGUUGCCUGGAGACACCAGAGAGGGUGGGGGCAUGCUUCCUGCAACGGAAGGGGAAGUUCAAGGUGUACGAGCGUUACUGCCAAAACAAGCCUCGCUCUGAGUUGCUAUGGAGACAGUGCUCUGAUUCACCCUUCUUUCAGGAGUGCCAGAGGAAGCUGGACCACAAGCUGGGUCUGGACUCUUACCUCCUGAAACCAGUCCAACGCCUCACUAAGUACCAGCUGCUGCUCAAGGAGCUGCUGAAGCACUGUACGGAAGAGCGAUACCGCUGUGAACUGCAGGAGGCUCUGGACUCCAUGCUGGAGCUGCUGAAGUCUGUCAAUGACUCCAUGCAUCAGAUAGCCAUCACUGGAUAUCAGGGUGAUCUCGGCCAGCUGGGCCGUGUGGUGAUGCAGGGCAACUUCAGUGUGUGGAUCAGCCAUAAGAGUGCAGCGGUGCGAAUGAAGGAGCUGGCCAGGUUCAAACCCAUGCAGAGACAUCUCUUCCUCUAUGAGCGCGCCCUGCUCUUCUGCAAGCGCAGAGAUGAGGACAAUCACGACAGGACGCCCUUCUACAGCUUCAAAUCCUGCCUCAGAAUGAGCGCAGUGGGAAUCACAGAAAAUGUGAAAGGAGAUGUGAAGAAAUUUGAAAUCUGGUACAGUGGCAGGGAAGUGGUGUACAUAGUUCAGGCUCCCACAGUAGAGGUGAAAGUUACAUGGCUGACGGAGAUUCGUAAAAUUCUCACCAACCAGCAGAAACUGCGUCAAGAUGAGGCUCCUUCUCUUCAACUUUCAGACAACCCCCUCUCUGAAAGUGCAUCAGAGGUGUGUGUGUCGUGGGGCGGAGCAUCGGUGGGAGGCUGCUCAGCGUGUCUCCCUGUUCCUCACAGCUCCUCGACGACAAGCCACUCCCACAGGUUCCGGGGGGAGGAGUCAAUACACACUAGUCCCGCCCACUCAGAUCCCGUGGUUCACUCACCUCGACGCAGUUGGCCUGUCCCUGCCCACUCAGUGGCGAUCUGUGAGGGCCUGGAGGACUGGGGCGCGACAGACCUGUCCAACUUAUCAGACUCAGACGAGGAGGAUCAGCCUUCCCCCCUGGUGGCGGGUAGGUAUAGGGUCAUGGUUGAAAGCAGCAUGGCCAGCACUGAUGACAUCAUCUUUAACUGUGGCGAUGUCAUUCAGCUGCUGCAUGAGGAUUCAUCAGGAAUGUGGAUGGUGAGGAAUAUAAGUCGUGGUGAAGAAGGGCGUGUUCUACCUGAGGACCUGCACAGGAUUCUGGGAGAGAUCUGCUGAGAGCCAAUCAGAACAGAGGAUAGAUGAUGCAGUGUUCGUGAUGGGGCAUCUGACUCUGCUGAGACAUUCAUCAAUCAGAGUAAAGCACAACAUCAACAGCAUACCUUACUCUUCAAACUAAUGAGUGACUAGACGCCUGUAAACGACAGAAUGGACCUCAGAAGACUAUAACAAUGCAAAGCACAUACGUGGGACCUCACAGUACUGGAGCCAUUCCUUCAUCUAUCUUUUCCCGGCAGUAAAACAGUAAACUGGAGGGUUAUAACUGAAGACGUUGAUCGGAGGCUUUUAUUCAUACAUACAGAAUGGACUUUUGUUUAAGACUUCAGGUUUUAUCAUUUCUAUUUUCUUAUGAAAUAUCACAGAAAUCAUCCAUAUGCCUUCAAACAUAUCUUGACUGUCCAUGUGCCAAACAGCUCAGCUAAUCAUUGUGGCUUCUUUUUAUAUAAAACUCUCCCUUGUGGAAAAUAGCAUUUCCUACAACAGCCAGCUACAAAGCUAGAAUCAUGAGAAUGGGAUGUUAGCGAAUGUUGAAAUCGCAGUAUUUACUUCAUCCCUUUAGUGGCAAAAGAAAACAUUCAGCAUCUGCUCAAAAAAAGGCAAAGAGGAGACAAACUUGGAAAUAGUGUGUCAAGAUAUUACAGGUCUCGCAGGGCUCCACAUUCAUAGCAGCUAUUGUUGGUUUGUUUUGACACUCAGUGGCUACGAUGGGGGUUGUAGCUCAUAUGGAUUAGUAUAGAUCUUUUUUCAUGGCAGGCAUUUUGACAUGUGAAAGCAGGGAAAGCACGAUCAUUAAUAACAUUAAUUUGUUUUGAUUACUACAUUCCCAAGCCCUGGUAUUAUGCAUGAUGGUUCACUGGAACUGAGCCAUUGUUAAUGUUAUUAGUCCCACCUGUGCUUCUCCUGCUAUGACAAGUAAAAAUGUUUCUUGUAUCCGCUGCAGCACUGUCAGUCCUCAAGAUGAACUAUGCGGGCUGUCAUUGUAGCUAGUUGUUGUAUUUCAUUGGUUAUUGGCCUUAUUUGCAUAUAAUUAUUUACUGUCACUGCUGUUGUUGGUGGUAAUGUAUUCUUUUUGUUAACAUUUAUAUUUUAGGAUUUGUUGGUGACAUUCUGCAACUCACAUAUCAAACAAAUAUCAUCUUUGUCUACUGCAGCUGUAGUUACCACUGUGAUGACACAAGCUUUAUGUUUCUGUUUGUGUACUGCUAUGCAUGGACAAAUCACUGCACAUAGCGACUGCUUUUUUUCUGCCUGCACCGCUAUUGUACACCAGUGGGGAGAAUUAUGUUCAGUGUUGGGUAGUAACUGUAAAUAGAGUAGCGUAGAGUUAUAAUUGCCAACUGAACAUUUACAGUUACAUCCUGGAUUACUUCAUGACUUGUUGAUAUGAAAUUUGGGGGGCUGAAUUUAGGAGAAAAUAAUAUCACAGCAGAUAAAACUGCCUGUUUUUUUAACUGCCCAGUCUGAUUUUGCAUAUAUUGUAAAAAAGAAGCCUGUUAAGCAUCAGUUUAUAUAUUUCAUGUCCACACAGGUGUUUCCACUUAUUCUGGCUGACUAGACCAGCACUCAGCUUGAAUUUUGGCAGAAUUAAGAUGCAGUGACAUUACACUUCUGUCCAAUGAAAUUCCCCUGCACUGUAGGUCUGGUUCAAAGGAUAUAAUGUAACAUCUCUGAUGUGGGUAAGAAAUAAAUAUUGAUCAGAGCUAUAAAAAUUGUAUGAGAUCGUUGACCCGUUUGUGAAACACACUAGAAUGAUAGCUUCUCUAUUUCCAGACACAGUGCAGCAGUGCCUCUAUUGACCAACUGAACACAUCCGCCUGGUCAAAGUUGAACAAAGGUGAACUUUGACCUGCGAAUCUGACAGAGCACACUGCACUGAAAAGAAACACAUGCUUUGUUUCUCUGUCGUACUGACUUCAAUAAUGAAUAGUUCACAGUGAAUGAAACUGAGCAAAUAUUAGUUGAAUGAAAUAAUGUAAUGU